This is a messenger RNA of Danio aesculapii, 7154 nucleotides long. It is a transcript of the gene spire1b, whose product is annotated as spire-type actin nucleation factor 1b. The transcript has 17 exons. NCBI's taxonomy places the organism in Eukaryota, Metazoa, Chordata, Actinopteri, Cypriniformes, Danionidae. Gene Ontology annotation, biological process: actin filament polymerization; actin filament network formation; actin nucleation. Gene Ontology annotation, cellular component: cell cortex; cytoplasmic vesicle membrane. Gene Ontology annotation, molecular function: actin binding. The record is from RefSeq and is a predicted model, not a curated record. Bases 75 to 2306 code for a protein of 743 amino acids.
UAAAGCAGCAGCAUCAUCACCAUCCUCAAUGGUGAGCUGCUCGAUCUCUUCUUUCUGCCGGAUAGGAUGAGACGAUGGCCCGCAGGAGAGAUGAAGAUGAGGAAGAUGACGGACACAAGCUGAUACAGGAGGAGGAUGACGGCGAUGAGGAUGAAGACGCGCAUCCGAUCAAUUACAGCGACGAUGAGGAUGAUGAUCUGUGUCUGGAUGAGAUUUUGCAUCUCUACAAGCAGCCCAUCAACGAGGAGCAGGCGUGGGCUGUGUGUUUCCAGUGCUGCCGCUCGCUCCUGGCGGACAGGGACGCGUCCGGUGCCGCUGCGGCGACCGGAGAACCGGGAGACCUGAGGAUUUACCGAGACGGAGCGGUGCGCUUACAUUCCCGAGGCAGAUCAGGUGACCGUAAUCGCAGACCGUCAUCCACACAGGUGAUCGAGUCUCUGGGCAUCAUGAUCUACAAGGCUCUGGAUUACGGACUGAAGGAGAACGAGGAGCGAGAGCUGAGUCCGCCGCUUGAGAAGCUCAUCGACCUCAUGACUAAUGUUGGAGACACAGAGAGCGACUGCUGCCCUGAUGAAGGGUACGCCGCCAUUGAGGAAGAGGAGGAGGACUCCGCCCACCCUGUCCGUAUCCGCGGAUACCGUGACAUCAUCAAGCUGUGCACGCUUCACCUGCCGACUCCAGCAGACGCUCACAGCCACUAUCAGGCCGUGUGUCGAGCUCUGUACGCCGAGACAAAAGAGCUCUGCACAUUCCUGGAGAAGAUCCGCAGCGCCAAAGAGAAUCUGCGUAAAAUAGAGGGAGACUCUGUUGACGAGCCUGGAAGGGAGCUAAACGAGCUGCAGAAUGCUGAUUGGGCGUGGCUGUGGGUGCAGGUGAUGCGGGAUCUGAGGAACGGUGUGAAGCUGAAGAAGGUGCAGGAACGGCAGUAUAACCCGCUGCCCAUAGAGUUUCAGCUCACGCCCUACGAGAUGCUGAUGGACGACAUCCGCGCAAAACGCUACAAGCUACGCAAAGUCAUGGUGAAUGGAGAUAUUCCUCCCAGGUUAAAGAAGAGCGCUCAUGAGGUCAUAUUGGAUUUUAUCAGAUCUAGACCACCUCUCAAUCCUGUGGCAGCGCGAAAGCUCAAGCCACAGGCCGAACGUCCUCCCAGCUUACAUGAGCGAAUCCUGGAGGAGAUCAAAUCGGAGAGGAAACUGAGACCCGUGUCGCCCGAUCAGAUCCGCAGAAGUCGAUUUGUCAUUCGGCCUCUUAGCAUGUCUCAGAGUUUUGAUUCCUCAGACGUGUCUUCAUCUGACGGGGCGAGGAAAGCCUCCAGCACGCUGUCAUUGGCCAACGCUUCGUCUUUCCAGCAGAACAGCUCCGGCUUUCAGAGGAAAAGACUUCAAGCCCCAACUCUGGCUGAACUGGACAGCUCCGAUUCAGACGAUGAGACUGUAGGCCACAGGUCUGCCAGCUGCUCCAGCAUCUCUACAACCAUGGUGGACGACACGUCGCCAGAGUCUGUCCUGGGCAAGAAAACUCCGCCGAUGUUCCUGCCCAUCUCAUCCACACCGCAGCCGGAGAGACGCCAGCCUGCGCAGCGCCGUCACUCCAUAGAGAAGGAGACGCCAACCAGUGUACGCCAGUUCCUGCCUCCAUCCAGACACAGCUCGAAAUCACUAGAGGAGUUUUGUUUCCCGGUGGAGUGUCUGGCUCUGACGGUGGAGGAAGUCAUGCACAUUCGACAGGUUCUGGUCAAAGCCGAACUGGAGAAGUUUCAACAGUACAAAGACAUCUACAAUGCCCUGAAAAAGGGGAAGUUGUGCUUUUGCUGUCGAACAAAACGUUUUUCUCUCUUUACCUGGUCCUACACCUGCCAGUUUUGUAAAAGGCCAGUGUGUUCACAGUGCUGUAAAAAAAUGCGUCUGCCAUCCAAACCCUACGCCAGUCUGCCCAUAUACUCUCUGGGUCCUUCCACAUCCACACUGAAGCGCGACGCGGCCACACACAAGGCAGAGAAGCCCAGCACGAGCCACCAUCGACCCAGCCUUCAGCGCACAAUGUCCAAAUUAUCUAAGCACACGCGGCAGUCAUCCUCAUCUCAGGAGUCGAUGGAGCUCCCGAAAGAGCUGAUGGAGGACUGGAGCACCAUGGAGGUUUGUGUUGACUGCAAGAAGUUCAUCUCCGAUAUCAUCGCGUCCAGCAAACACAGCCUGUCUCUGGCCAACAAACGUGCACGAUUGAAACGCAAGACUCAAUCCUUUAUCCUGGCGUCCGAGAAAGGUGCAGAAUACCGGCCUUCUGAGAGAACUAUCAAUGAGGUGUAGAUGCAGACCUGAUGCUGCCGUCGUCAUCUUCUCGAAGUUGUUAUAAACUAGAACGGGAGGUCAGUCUGUCAGACAUGCUUUUACAGGGACAAUAAACAGUUUUGGAUGUGUAGCAGUUCUUUCAUACACACACAAAUACAUUUUCUGUUAUGUGCUGUUAUUAAUUCACAUUAGUACUCAUCAGGGUCUCAUUUAUAAACUUGUGAAAUGUGUGAACGUCACUUCCAACGCAAGUAUUGUGAUCUAUAAAAACAAACUUGACAGGAGAAUGCAGGCAGCUGUAUCAGUGAACUCUAAGUAAACAUAUUUAAUUUAAAUGUUGACUUAAAUGAACCACUUUAAACUAUUAUAUGAGCUAUAAUCAAUGAUAAAUCAUUUAAUUUUGGCGUACGUUCACUUUUAGGAUGGUUUCUAGGCAAAGUUUUACAGUAUAAAUGAGACCCCAGGGCUUUUCACACAAGAAAUAAUUAAACCUUGGUCGUUAAUGCACGUUCACAUCAAAAAAACAUAACUAUAUUAGCAUUCACAUUGAUUUUUUGGUUGUUAUUGUUAUUAUUAUUGCCGCAUUAUGCUUGAAUUCUUUCAGCUUGGAUGGAUUCUGAUUGGCUGUCAUUGUUUUUGUGUAACAUGUUGGUGUUUGCAUUAAAUUAUAAUUAAAUAAAGGGAUUUUAUAUUGAUAGAAAGCACAUUAAAUGCUAAUAAAGUGAUUGAUAUCCAUAAAAUAAUAAAUAUCUGUAAAAAAAAUAAUAGUGGUAAAGUAUUAGGAUUUCAAAUUACAAUAAAGGGGUAAUCUGUCAUCCUUGAAUAUAAAAUAGUUCCUGUGUUAUAUAUGCCUGACAACAUUGGUUUUGCUAUAGACCAUUUUGAGGGAUGUAAACAAAAACAGUGGUCCCAACCGAUUUUUAAUUUCUAUAGCUUCCGAGAAUCCAAAAAGAGCCACAUAUUGAUAAAUAAUGUUCUGAUGGCUGUUUCAACAUUAAGUAAUUUUUUAAUUGUCUCUUGUUAGUUAUGAAAUAGUUUGAUAACAAGCAGGAAAUGUUGAUGGGCCAAUGACAUGACCAAAUUGAAAUGGUCUAUACACACCUAUGAUACACACUCAAUUACUUUGGUUAAAAAAACGAGUAUGAUAGUAACUUAUUUGCUUAAUAUAAAAACAUAUCAGGACGCAUUCUAGUGUAUGUGUGGAUUCUGCUAUUCAUCUCCAUUUUAAAACUAUGUCUACAUGGACAAAGUUAUGCUUGGUGUGAACAGUAUUAAAAACCCCGGUUUAUCUUAUUUCUUAUGAGGCCGCUAUUGUUCGCUUAACUUUCGCGGGCAAAAUUCAGACAGUAGUUAUGAAUCGUCACUAUUUGAUUAUGCAUAUUUUGCUUAGGAUAACCAAGCUGAUUUGACAGUCUGAUUGUCAAUUAAAGGGCUUUGUUUUUGGCUUCACUUCUAAUGUCAACAAUCUCCGAAUUUCGCCAUAAAAUUCGUUAACGUGACGCAUUUUUAAACGCGUUAACGUUCAUAUUUGCAGACUCCGUGUUUUUAAUUGGACGAAAGCAGCAGCACGUGACCCGUUUACGCUGGUUUAGCUUUCAUUGAUAAGUUUUGCUGAAUGGACUAUUCUGACUAUUAAAAGGUAGGAUUAAAAUCUUCACUCCAUUAAAGCCUUGUUUUUUCAUCGCAGUGUGAUAUUAAACGCUAAAAACGAUUGUUUAUACAACAAACGGUGUUUUCAUGUCUGUUACUAACGUCAUCAUGACAUCAAAAUGUCACUAUUUCUGUAAACCGUGUAGUUAUGAUUAAUUCGACCAUUUGUAAUCGUUUAAUGUUAUUAAAAUUGAGGUUGAUUUUCUUUUAGACGUUUUGGCGGUCAUUCGUACUUUUCGCGCUACACGAGUUUGGCGCCACAAAGUUUGUUUAACGUUAUAUCUCCGGCUAAACGCGCUACCAACGCUAACGUUAGUUAAAAAUUACAAAUGUUAGACGUUAUCUAUUAGAUUGCGUUAAAAACGACAAUAAUAGCCACUGUGAAAAGCCCUGCUGAUAUUCUGUUUGCCUUCUUCAUAAUAAGCUAUUUAUCAACAUGAAACGACCUUACAAACAUUAUUUGCUAGUUUGCUGUUCCUCAUGAUGCUAGUUCUGGAUGAUAUACUGAAUAUUCAAUAGUUUAACAGACUUGUCUUGUUAUUUGCAACCAGGAUAUUCAAUAAAAGAAAAUUAAAAAUACACAGGAAAUGCAUGUUGUUAAUAAUAAGGCCUGGAACAUGCACCAGGAGUCCGUUUUGACUUUAAAUGUGUAAAAAAAAUAACUUCAGUGUGUCUCAUGUUGAAAUUUUAUAUCAGUAAGCACAAAUACAUAACUCCACAUGAAUGCUGAAGGUUUAAAAGACUGAUCCUGUUAGAAGCACCAUGAGAUUUUGUUUACGCUGUGACUUUCAUAUUGUAAUGUUGAUGGUGUGUGUGUGUAUAUAUCUGUACAGCUCAUGAUACUAAUAUCUAAAUGAGAUUUGACUGUAAAUGCUGCGUAUGUGGAUUGACUUGGAGUAAUUUGGAGAUUAUUGUCCCCUUGCGAGUCCUAUGCGACCUGUUUUCUGUUAUAACAGGCAUGAUGAGGUCUAAUAUGAGUUUAUAAACCUUAAAGUUACAUUUAUUUUUACUGAUUUAUACAUAAUUUAUGCUUUUUUAUCUCCGGUAAUAAUCUAGGAUGUACAGCUUUCAAUCAUGUUAGUGGAAGAUAUUUUUUUUAUUUGUUUGUUAUGAUGAUGAUGAUGGUACCAAAAUCUAGAGGUGUAGUGAUUUAAACACAUUUAAAUCGCAUUUAAACAGCGUUUGGACAAUGAAGUGUUGUUUUCUUUAUGGCUCAAAAGUCGUGAUUCAUCACUUAAAUCACACAUGCAUUUGAUUUAGCACCAAACCCAUAUAUUUAGGCAGUUUUAUUUUGAGAUAUCCUGUGUAUAAGAGCUAUUUGUAUGCAUAUUUUUUAUCUGAGGAUUGUAUUUUGGAGUUUUUAUCUUUACUAAUAUACUGCUUCUUGCUCAUGGUGAGACACUGUAUACGAUGCAUCGUAUUUUGUUUUUUUUUAAGUCCGUGUGUGAUGUAAGAGUUUGCACCUGUUAAGUCAUUGAUGCAAGAUCUUGUAGAGUUGCCUUUUCCCUUAAAUAAUCCAAUCUAAAUGAAGAGAGACUGAUGUCAGUGUGCAUGAGAGUUGUUUUGAGGAUCUUUAAUUCGUUAGCUCUCCUGUUCAGUUGCCUUAGAAACAUUGCCUUUGGGAGCAUUGCAUAUCUAUCAAGUCAGUUUAAAGGGGACCUAUUAUGCAGGACUCACAUUUUUAAGGGGUUUAAACACAGUUGUGUGACAGCAUGUGUGAAUAUAACCAGCUUCCAAUGGUAAACAUUCAUUAGUUUUAUUGUUUAUAAUCACACUUGAUAUAAACUGUCUGCAGAAACACUUUGAUUAACAAUCUUCCUUUGUACGUGUCAUCAGAGGGGGAAAGCCCCGCCCACUAGUGACCAUCUCUCCCUCAUUAGCAUAGGAAGUUAGUCUUGUUUUUGAAUCUGCCACUAUGCUGACACACAGGCAUUUGUAGCUCCGCCCUCUUUUGAAAAAGAGCACAGUCUCAUUUGAAUUUAAAGCGACAGUCACCAAAACACCACAAUUAUUAUCAAAGCCCAAAAGGGUCACUUUAAGAGGAAUAUAAAACAUUAUCUGUGUGCUAUUGUGAGCUCAAACGUCACACACACACUCUAGAGCCAUCAGAGACUCAUUUUACAAAAGGGGCAUAAUAGGUCUCCUUUAAUACACAGUCCCAAAUCGGUUUUGUUUGCAGUAAAACUGCACAUGCAUUUCAACAUCUGCACAAAUGCUGUAGGUGUUUAAAAUGUCGACAUUAGGGGUGUCACGAUUCUCCAAAUCCUCGAUUCGAUUACAUUUUCGAUUCUGAAGUCACGAUUCGAUUCGAUUCUCGAUUUUUAACAAAAAAAUUUUUUAAAGCACAAGCUAUGCCAUUUUAAGACGUAUAUGCAAUAUAAUAACAUCUGACCUUUGUUCACAAUGUACCACACACUACAUUGUCAAAUAUAAAAUGUUUAUUAACAUUUCUAGCACGGUUCUAGCACAUCAAUUAAAUGCUGAAAACCGGAGUUUUCUAUCACUGAAUAAGGUCGCAUGUCCGCGGCUAUAAAUACUCCUAUCGCGCUUGUAAUUGCCUUUGCACGUAUUGAGUUGCUUGGAAGUUUUAUUCCAAAUGAAGACGGGAGAGUAGUUUGUGUUACACUUGUCGGUUUAACAGAUACAUCUAUGUUUUUGUGGUGCCUGUGGAGAUGCCCGGCCAUGUUAGUUGUGCUUUCGGUGGAAUAAUGUGGUAUAUGCACAUUGCAGAGCUUGCAAACUGUGUUUUUUCUGUCGACAACACGAACGUUGUCAACAUAACUCAAUGGAAAUCCAAAAUACUUCCACACCGGCGACUUCAGUGAAAGAGGAGGGGGUUCAAUUUCUUUCGAUGGGUCUCCUGCGUCUGCAGUUGCCAUGCUGUCUCGUGGCUGUUGUAGCUGUUAGGUUGACGCGCAUGCGUGAGUUUUUUUUGAUUCGAUAAUCGAGAUUAAGCAUGAAUUUCGAUCGAUUUCUAUUAAAAAUGGAAAUCGUGACACCCUUAGUCGACAUGUUUAAUAUCUUAAGAAUCAUCUUUGAGCAAAUAGAAACUAAGAUAUGUAAAUAAAUGUGUUUAAAAGAAGCUAAACAGCAGCUGAAAUGUGCAUGUUAAAACAGUCCAUAGCAGGAAACUUUGAUCAAUGACUGUCAAGUUAUUUUUUUAUAUUUUUUCCUCAGCCAGUGAUGAUCAACAGAAUAAACUAAAUACAAUAAUAA